Fonsecaea multimorphosa CBS 102226 is the source of this 1626-nucleotide messenger RNA. RefSeq lists its product as uncharacterized. The record is from RefSeq and is a predicted model, not a curated record. The coding region runs from base 1 to 1626 and encodes 541 amino acids. NCBI's taxonomy places the organism in Eukaryota, Fungi, Ascomycota, Eurotiomycetes, Chaetothyriales, Herpotrichiellaceae. The transcript has a single exon. Gene Ontology annotation, molecular function: misfolded protein binding; protein-folding chaperone binding. Gene Ontology annotation, cellular component: endoplasmic reticulum. Gene Ontology annotation, biological process: protein folding in endoplasmic reticulum.
AUGAUUCUUCCAUUACAGCGACUCGGUCUGUUCGCUGCCCUCCUCGGGCUCUACCUCGCCUCACUCGGUGCCGUCAACGCUGUCGACAUUCCGUCUGACGCUUCACUCACUUCUUUGAUCGCGUCCGGGAAGGCUGCACGUGCUCGAGGAGCCAACAGUGAGGCUCUUGCAUACUUCGACGCUGCCGUCUCCAAGGACUCGUCCGAUUACCUCACGCUCUUCCAACGAGGAAUUACCUAUUUGUCUCUGGGAAGGAAUCAGCAAGCAAGCGCAGACUUUGAUAAUGUGUUAAAAAUAAAACCCGGGUUUGAAGGAGCUUUGUUGCAGAGGGCGAAGAUCAGGGCGAAGAAUGCAGACUGGGCUGCGGCGCGGGAAGAUUAUGUUGCAUUAGGGAACCGAGCGGCGGCAGACUUGGCCCAACUUGAGGAGGCAGAGGGUGCUGCCUAUCUUGCAGUGGAAGCGGAGAAGAAGCAAGAUUGGGAAGCAUGUAUCAACCAAGCAGGCAUUGCCAUCAUGACAGCAGGUACGGCCUUGUCAUUGCGACAACUACGUGCUCGAUGUCGAUUUGAGCGUGGCGAGGUGCAAGAAGGUAUCAGCGAUCUCCAACACGUCCUCCAAAUCCAUCCGGGCCUGGUGGAACCACACCUACAAAUUUCGGCCAUGUUGUUCUACAGUCUGGGCGAUACGAAGCUGGGCAUGGACCAGAUCAAGAAAUGCUUGCACUCCGAUCCGGACUCGAAGCCCUGCAAAUCUCUCUUCAGGGAGGAGAAGAGUAUUUUGAAGCAAGUCGAUCAGGUUCAGUCUCUUUUCGACAAACGACAGUUCAAUUCUGGGAGCAAGGUGCUGGUUGGCAAGGGCACCGAGGAUGACCCUGGGCUUCUCGCCGAGCUUCAGUCUCACGUCGAGGCUCACCGUGCACGGGGCAUUAUUCAUGCAAAAGCCCCGUCGGACCUCUACGCGAACAUGCUGGAGAAGACCUGCGAGGCGUUUAUGUCGAUGAACAACAUGGACAAGGCCGGCAAGUUCUGUUCCGAAUUGCUCACCUUGAGACCCGAAUCUCUUCAGGGGCUGUUGUACCAAGCGCAGAAACACAUGGACGCCGAAAAUUUCGACGCUGCAAUUUCGACUCUCAACACAGCUCGGGACAAUCACCCUGACGCUCAGGGGACCAUCAACACCAAAUUGCACGAAGCGCAGGUUGCCUUGAAGCGGAGUAAAACCAAAGACUAUUACAAGGUUCUAGGCGUCUCUCGUGAUGCUGACGAAGCCACCAUCAAGAAGGCCUACCGCACGGCGACUAAAAUGUACCACCCGGACAAGGCCGCUGCGAGAGGGAUAUCCAAAGAGGAAGCGGAGAAGAAAAUGACGUCGAUCAAUGAGGCCUACGAGGUCCUCAGCGACCCCGAAUUGAAGGCCAAAUUCGACAAUGGAGAGGACCCUAAUGACCCGAUGGCCAACCAGGGUGGCAACCCCUUCCAAGGUAGCCCAUUUGGCGCAGGAGGCCAGCAGUUUUUCUUCCAACAAGGAUCCCCCGGCGGCGGCGGACAGAGGCAGUUCAAGUUCUCGACUGGUGGCGGAGGAUUUCCUGGAGGAAAUCCCUUUGCAGGCUUUCCAGGUUUCGGAUAG